CAUCGUAGACGAAUACGAGCGGAUGGCGAUGUCAGCAUCGUUGUCGGGAGGAGCAACUGGAGGUGGGGCGUCGUCUUCGAGGCUGAGGGCUUUGAGAGCAGAACGGCUAGUAGCUUUGCGAAAACUCAAGCGAUCGACGAGGAAAUUGUUAUCUGGAGAUGCAGCAGUGAUUGUGUCCGACAUUCGAAGGGAGAAAGAAGCCUUGAGACAACGAAGACGAGAAUUGAGAGCAGAGGUUACGAAAUUGGAGAAGAGGAAGUACUAUUUUUGUUCUAUAAUGAUCCACGCACGUAGGCGUUUGCUUGCACAUACAACAUAGGUGUCGUCACAACAUCUUCAAGAAACAUACGACGUCAUAAACGACCAGAACCAUGAACAUGAUCUUUCUACCUUCUUAUAGAUACUUUCCCUUGUCCACCAGGUGGACUCCACCUUCAUGCUUCUUGCGUCGACUACAACUUCUAGAACUCCUUCGUCACAAAAAAGAAUUCUAGAGCAAGAAUCGAUCUGAAUGCCAAUCGCACCUUUUCUUCCUCAGGUUCCCCUCUCUGCACGAACGGCAACUUGCAAUCAACCAUCUGAUCAAUGCGGCGAACUCCACUAGCUACCUUGGCCAAGCAGGCUCCUUCAACCUCACAGCUUUGAAGGAGCCAGACUGUGGAGACGAGCCUGAGGACGUGUGCGCCUGCAACGUCGCGAUUGAUGGCGACCAUUGCGUUGGAGGCAUCAUGUUGUCGCAUCACUUGGCGUCGACGGUUGGAGCAGAUGGACGCACAACUUCCGCAGGAGCCGCACCCACCCUCGCG
Amoebophrya sp. A25 is the source of this 806-nucleotide messenger RNA. The record is from the annotation of a GenBank genome assembly. Lineage: Eukaryota; Dinophyceae; Syndiniales; Amoebophryaceae.